Molecule: messenger RNA, 497 nt
Organism: Vicia villosa (hairy vetch)
Lineage: Eukaryota; Viridiplantae; Streptophyta; Magnoliopsida; Fabales; Fabaceae
Product: large ribosomal subunit protein uL18-like
Exons: 4
Coding region: 1-390 (129 amino acids)
Biological process (GO): translation; ribosomal large subunit assembly
Cellular component (GO): ribosome; cytosolic large ribosomal subunit
Molecular function (GO): 5S rRNA binding; structural constituent of ribosome
Source: RefSeq, a predicted model, not a curated record
AUGAAGCCUUUGGAUUUAGCUCUUCUUGUUCCAGCAUCAACAACUUUGGUAUUAGCUGAGAUUCACAGAAAAUAUAUCUUUGCUGGCCAUGUUAAUGCCUAUAUGAAGACAUUGAUUGAAGACGAGCUUGAGAAGUACCAAACUCACUUCAGCCUAUAUAUCAAGAAAGGGAUAGAAGCUGAUGGAAUUGAAGAACUUUACAAGAAGGUUCAUGCUGCUAUUCACGCCUAUCGCUCAAUCAUGAAAAAUGUAAAAUGUACUGAAGAUGUGUAUUGUCUUUCGAUCAGGUACAACUUGAAGAAGCUCACUUAUGAUGAGAGAAGGACAAAGUUGAUUGCUCGCUUGGAGGCACUAAAUUCUGCCGUGGAUGAAGACGAGGAUGAUGAGUGAAUUUGAGUUGGGAGUGGAGUCAAUUGUCAACUUGGAUUUUCAUUUGUACUGUCUUUCAUUUAUAUUUACACUUUGUGGUUUUCUGCCACAAUUUAACCAUGUGUUUG